Ceutorhynchus assimilis (cabbage seed weevil) is the source of this 3162-nucleotide messenger RNA. Lineage: Eukaryota; Metazoa; Arthropoda; Insecta; Coleoptera; Curculionidae. The record is from the annotation of a GenBank genome assembly.
AUGUGGUUAGCUUAUGUACAAGAAACUCCAACCUACAGCUUGACAACAGCAGUUGAAAAUUUGGCACAACUUUUUAGAAAUUUGGAAUUUGACGCGGAGCAUGAAGCUAAUUGUGGAUUUGAAAGGUUCAAAACGAUCGAAGAAUGUAUGGAACUUGCAAGAAAAUAUAGCAAAGCGGAGGAGGCUUGUAAUACCUACUUACAUACUUUGGAUCUGACAACAUUCCUUACUACCAUAAAACACAUGGAUUUUGCUCAUUUUUUAGAUAAAGUGAAAAGAAAAUCAGUGAGAGAAAAAUAUCAUAAUUUGAAACUAGCAAGCACGACAACACAAUCACAAUUGGAACAAACCUAUAAACCAAUAACAGAACCACUAAAACAACUAAUUUCUACUAUAGGUGAACCGAUAGUACUGAAAGAAGAACCCUUUAGUUUAAAAGAAGAAUUUGUAACACCAAAAAAAAAAUACGAAACUUCAACACCAAGCAAACAGAGAAUAGUUCGAAAAACAGGAAAAACUCCCAUUUUACCAUCAGAGAUACCAUCAUUUUUUGAUACUAGUGUUGCUUCUGUUAGUCAAUUUCCUUCUAUACAGGAAACAACUGUUUUAGCUGAAACUAGUCCUUUUCCAAAAGGUAGUACUAGUGAAAGUUUAAAUUUGUCCGAUAUAUUGGAACAAACUAAGCAAUCAAUUAAAAAUUAUAUAGACUCCCCAUCUUACCAAGUGUAUUUGUCAGAUUUUCAUAAAUUACCUAGGUCCUAUAUUGAUGGAAGCGUAAGGGAUACAGAACAUAAAUUCGAUCAUAAUUAUGGAGUAGUUCAUGAUAUUGAUGGUGAAAAAUUUUUUCUGGGUCUAACACAAAAACCCGUGAAAAUAGUUGGUAAAAAUAUUGUAGUAGAGGGUAGAACUUAUGAGGGUACUGUGGGUUUAUACGAAUUACUUUUUAAAAAGGAACCUGUUGGCUUCAAACCCAAAGAUUUGGAUAAUUAUAUGGACAUUUUGAAAAUAACAAAUGCAUACCGUAGAAAUAAUGACCCCAAUGAACAAGUUCAAGGAACCGCAUCUACGAAAUAUAUUACAAUUAUAGGUCCAUAUCUUCAAAAGAAAGGAAUUACAAAAUCUAAAACAAUAAAUCCCGUUAGACCAACUACUUUCGAAAAACCUAUUGCCCCAUAUCGAAUAAUUGAUAAAUUCGGUCGUCAUAUUUCGAAACGUAAUUCAAUGAAUAAAACGUCACUAGAAAAUGUCGAUUUUUCUACCGUUGAAAAUACAAUUUUAAACAACUUGAAAAAAGACCUAACUUAUUUUGGAAAAAAAAUAAAUGAAGAUUUUGAGAAUAGAUUAAAACAGGAUGUGAUUAAUGUUAAUAAAAGGUUGAAUGAAAAUGAUGUAAAAAUCGAAAAUACUGCAAAAAAAAUUAAGCUUUUUGAAAAUGAUUUAAAAAAAGACAUUAUUGAUUGUAGUGCAUCAACAAAAAAAAAUUAUGAAAAGCUAACAAAAUUUGAAGGUGAUAUUGAAACAAUAACAAAAUAUCAUAAUGAUGUUAUUGAUUUGAAAAAUUAUUUUGAAACCGAAAUAACGAAAUUAAAAACAUACAUGAAUGAAACAUCAAAAAUCGAUAGUGUUCAAAAAAGCAUAGAAGAUAAUCUCAAAUUAAAAUUUGAAAAUUUUUCAACCAAAGUUUAUGAUAGAGUUACGAAAGAAGUAAAGUACUUCAAAAAUAAUCAUGAUAAUAUUGAUAAAAAUAUAAAGCGCUUGGACAGAACUUCAAAUUUAAAUGCACUACUACGAAAAAAAAAUACUGACGAUAUCGCAUUUAUAAAGGAGCAAUUAAACACAAUUUUGACACAAAUUCCAAAGCUAACAUCGAUACAAAGUUCAAGUGAAGAAGAAGUACGUAAUCUUAAAAUUAAAAUAAAUGACAUUGAAAUGAAUACUAAAGAAAUUACUGAGUUCAAAAAUCAAUUAAAUAAUAUUUCAUUGGACAUUUCGAGAUUGUCAUCUGUACAAAAUUCAAAGAUGGAAGAACAACUGAAACUCACAACCGAAAUUACUGAAAUAAAAUCGAUUAUCAAAGUGAUUACCGACCUAGAAAAUCAAUUCAAGAUUAUUUCAAUGAAAGUUAUAGAUUUGGGAAAAAAAAUUGAUGAAAUAAAAAAUCUAAAGGUUGAUGAAGACGUAGAGUUCAAAAUUGAUCAAAAAGUUGAACAAAUCAGAAAAUAUGGAACCAAGGAUAUUGAAUUAUUAAAAGAAAAAUUAAAUACAAUUUUAUCACAAGUUUCAGAAUUGUCUUUUACGCAAAUUUCAGGCAAAAAAGAAAUAGAACAGCUUAAAAUUGAUAUUGAUGACAUUAAAAUCAACACUAAAGGAAUUACUGAUUUCAAAAAUCAAUUUAAUAAUAUUUCAACAGAAAUUUCCAAGUUUUCCUUAAUGCAAAAUUCAAACAAAGAAGAAAUACUAAAACUUGAAACUCAAUUGACAAAGAUACAACUGGUUACUAAAGUUGUUACCGACCUAGAAAAUCAAUUCAAGAAUAUUUCGAAGGAAAUUUUAAAUUUAGGUAAAAGAAUUGAUGAAAUAAAAAAUCUAAAAAUUGAUGUAGAUUCCAAAAUUGAUCAGAAAGUUGAAAAAAUUGAAAAAGAUAUUCAGUUAGUAAGAGAAUAUGUUGAAAAUGAGGACAAAAAAUUGAAUGUGGGUAUUAAUAAAAUAAAUGAAACUAUGGGAACCAAAAUUAAAGAAAUAAUUAUUGAAAAUCUCAAAGCAGAAAUUGCACAAGUGAAAGAUAAAAUUGAAAAUAUAAGUACAGCUCAACUAGACAAAGUAAAUAAUCUUCUCAAUGGACAAAACCUGGAGGAAGUAUCGUUGACAAAAAGACGGUUGAUAUUUUCUAUUCAAUCUACAAUUCCAACUAUAAUUAAGAAAUUAAAUGAAGAAUUGAAGAAAAUAGAAGAAGAAGGAUUAGGUGAUGUCGAGAAUAGAACAAUUAAAUAUCUAAGAAUCCACAUUAAAGAUUGUCUUGAUAAUAUAAAUGGAGAAAUUGACAAAAUAUUUGAAUAUUUAAAGGAAACAGAUGAAAAAAUCAUGAUUAAUAAAUUGGAAAAAUGGGUGGAAUCUUACAAAAGCUAUUAUGAUAACUAUUAUUUAAAAAAAUUUAAUAAAUGA